Ilex paraguariensis (yerba mate) is the source of this 540-nucleotide messenger RNA. The record is from the annotation of a GenBank genome assembly. NCBI's taxonomy places the organism in Eukaryota, Viridiplantae, Streptophyta, Magnoliopsida, Aquifoliales, Aquifoliaceae.
AUGGUAAAAUGGAGCUGGACCUCCGCCCUGAUUGGCGCAGCCACCGCCACUGCCACGACGAUGAUACUCUCAUCUAAGCCUCGAGACCCAACGUUCCACCUAAUCUCAGUCAAUCUCAGAUCUCUCAAAUUCAACUUCCCACUCCUCAACGCCGAACUGAUCCUCACCGUCCACGUCACCAACCCUAACAUCGCCCCCGUCGACUACUCUGCCGAGUUAUCCAUCUUCUACGAAGGAUCUCUUCUCGGCUCGGCUAAAGUCAAAGCCGGCUCGCAAGCCCCUCGGUCUUGCCAGCUCCUCCACCUUCCGACUAGGCUCAGCGGUGUUGAGCUGGCUCAUCACGCAACGAAGUUUCUGGCGGAUGUGGCGGCAAGAGAGAUGGUGCUCGAUGCGGCGGCGGAGAUCGAGGGUGUGGCUAAGGUGUGGUGGUGGAACCAUAAGUUUAGGGUCCACGUGGAUAGUCACAUGACCGUUGAUCCUUUGUUCCUGGAUGUUAUUGAUCAGGAUAAUACGUCCCGGAUGAAAGUUUUUGUCACUUGA